AUGAGGGCUGAGAGACGUAAAAUACAGAAUCGCGUGAAUCAACGCACCUAUCGGGACGGUGGCGCAAUGCAGGCCAGCAGUACUCUCCCUCCUCCUCCUCCUCUCUCCUUCUCUCAUAGUUCCGAUCAUGCCCUCUACCAAACUAGGGAAUUCCAGCGGGAUGCCAUUGUUUGCCGCCUGGCGCCCCCCCACGGCGGAGAACGGGCCCGCCAAUUCGAGCUGGCUGCGUACCGGCAUUACAUGCAGGGGACUCCCCAGGUCGACCAGCUGCUCACUCUGGUCAAACUGAAUGUCUACCGUGCAUUGGCCGCCAACCUGAACGCCCUCGGGAUGACGGACAUCAGGGGGUGGAUGCACCCGGAUGCCACGUCGGCCUUUGCCACCCUGCAGCCGAGCGCCGCCGCCCUCGACCGCGCCCUGCCCAAGCAUCUCCAGCCGACCGCCAUCCAGCGGGCGGUGCCACACCACCCCUGGCUGGACUUCUUCCCGCAUCCCCGGAUGCGCGACCGGCUGAUCGUGGCCGGGGAUCAGUUCGACGACGAAGAACUGUGCGUGGACAUCAUGGGCUUCUGGACCGCCGGGAAGGAGGACCCGGCGCUGAUCGUCUGGGGCCCGCCGUGGGACAUCGCCAAUUGGGAGAUGUCGGACGCCUUCGUCCGCAAAUGGGGAUGGACGGUCAAGGACUGCCCGGACCUGUUCCGGGCGACCAAUACAUGGAGGGCCCUACGCGGGGACAAGCGGCUCUGCAGCCGGUGA
This is a messenger RNA of Aspergillus fijiensis CBS 313.89, 756 nucleotides long. RefSeq lists its product as uncharacterized. The transcript is spliced from 2 exons. The record is from RefSeq and is a predicted model, not a curated record. Lineage: Eukaryota; Fungi; Ascomycota; Eurotiomycetes; Eurotiales; Aspergillaceae. The coding region runs from base 1 to 756 and encodes 251 amino acids.